Messenger RNA from Ahaetulla prasina, 1402 nucleotides. Its product is annotated as glutamine synthetase-like. Bases 154 to 1308 code for a protein of 384 amino acids. Lineage: Eukaryota; Metazoa; Chordata; Lepidosauria; Squamata; Colubridae. The transcript has 7 exons. Gene Ontology annotation, cellular component: cytoplasm. The record is from RefSeq and is a predicted model, not a curated record. Gene Ontology annotation, molecular function: glutamine synthetase activity.
CCUCCUCCUCCUCUUAGUGCUCCGGGUAGGCGGGAAAGCCAAGCCCUAUAAGAGAAGCAGCCGGUGCCGGGAACCGGCCGCUGCUCCGGAGCUGUGCCCCGAGAUCGCACCGCAGGAACAGCCAAGGUGCCCCUCGCCAAACAGGUUGCCACCAUGUCUGUAUCGCACAGUUCCAAGCUUAACAAAGGGGUCAGAGACCAGUAUAUGAAGCUACCCCAAGGGAAGAAGGCCUUGGCCACGUACAUUUGGAUAGACGGAAGCGGGGAAGGCCUUCGCUCUAAAACCAAGACCUUACACCAGGAACCAAAGUGCGUUGAAGAACUAUCGGAAUGGAACUUCGAUGGCUCCAGCACGGGACAGUCCGAAGGAUCCAACAGCGACAUGUUUUUAAUUCCCGUGAAGAUGUUCCGAGAUCCGUUUAGCUUGGACCCCAACAAGCUGGUAAUGUGCGAAGUUCUGAAGUACAACCGGAAACCGGCGGAGACCAAUUAUAGGUACACCUGUAAGCAAGUCAUGGAUUUGGUGAAAGACAGCCAGCCUUGGUUUGGCAUGGAGCAGGAAUACACCUUGCUGGGCAUGGAUGGACGUCCAUACGGCUGGCCCGAAAACGGAUUUCCGGGUCCACAAGGACCCUAUUACUGUGGGGUUGGUGCAAACAAAGUGUACGGACGCGAUAUUGUGGAAGCACACUACAAAGCUUGCAUGUACGCUGGCGUGGAGAUCGGUGGCACCAACGCUGAAGUCAUGCCAUCUCAGUGGGAAUUUCAAGUGGGGCCGUGUGUAGGCGUUGAAAUGGGCGACCACCUGUGGAUGGCGAGAUACAUUUUACAUCGGGUCUGUGAAGAUUUUGGUGUCGUGGCCACCCUGGAUCCUAAGCCAAUGACCGGGAACUGGAAUGGAGCUGGAUGCCAUACGAAUGUCAGCACCAUAGAAACAAGGCAGAUAGGGGGUAUCAAGGCCAUUGAAGCAGCCAUCGAAAGACUGAGCAAACGCCAUCAGUACCACAUCCGGAUGUACGAUCCCCGAGGAGGCCAGGACAACACCAGAAGGCUAACCGGCCAGCACGAGACUUCCAGCAUCACAGAGUUCUCGGCCGGAGUAGCCAACCGGGGCGCCAGCAUCCGGAUCCCUCGUCAAGUCGGGCAAGACGGCUGCGGCUACUUUGAAGACAGACGGCCGUCCGCGAACUGCGAUCCCUACGCGGUCACUGAAGCCAUUAUGAGGACCGUUCUACUUGGCGAAACGGGGGACGGACCUGUAGAAGACACGAAUGAAACACGGCUGCUAAGGGCCACCCUCAAGGACUGAGCCCCCCACCCCAAGAUGCACGGCCAACCAACUCUUCCCCCUCCCUUCCCAACUCAUUCCACCCGUUAGUAAACAUCUGGCAACUUCAGAAAGA